This is a messenger RNA of Hippocampus comes (tiger tail seahorse), 1909 nucleotides long. It is a transcript of the gene depdc7a, whose product is annotated as DEP domain containing 7, paralog a. The transcript has 9 exons. The record is from RefSeq and is a predicted model, not a curated record. Gene Ontology annotation, biological process: intracellular signal transduction. NCBI's taxonomy places the organism in Eukaryota, Metazoa, Chordata, Actinopteri, Syngnathiformes, Syngnathidae. The coding region runs from base 108 to 1676 and encodes 522 amino acids.
GUCUGGGUUCGAGUGCGGGAUUUCCCGUCACUUGCGUUUAGAGCGAGGAAGAAGAGGGAUGGAGUGUUGAAUGGCUUCUGUCACUGGUGUAAACUGCAGAGCAAGGCAUGGCUGGGAAGCCAUUCCGGGCCACCCAAAUCUGGAGCAGCAUCAUCUCCAACCUCCACACCCACGUGGAGGUCAAGCGCCGGCGCCACAAUCUCAAGUCCUACGAGGACUGCUUUCUCGGCUCCGAGGCCGUGGAUGCCGUGUUGACGCACAUUACCUUGAAUCGCUUCUUUGGUGACGAUGCAGUCCCUCGCCAGAAAGCCGUGCGACUUUGUCAAGCCCUGAUGGACUCGAAGGUCUUUGAGCCUGUGGGCGUGAAAGUGUUUGGCAAGGAAAAGAAGCGGGCCACUUUUGAGGACAGUAGCUGUAGUUUGUACAGGUUCCCGAGCCCGCAGACGGGUUUGUCAACGCUGAACAAUACCAAGUCUAACUCCACGGUAACCAUAGAGAGCGGCUAUGACUCUCCAGGCAUAAAAAGGAACAAGAACAGCUAUAAUCCACUGUCUGAAAGACAAGAGAUGCCGACCUACUUCACUCACUCUCCCGUAAGACGAGGCAGAUCAGUGGAGGACGUGCUGAGAAAUCUCAACCUAAACUCGACCAUCACGCCUCAGAUGAUCAACUUGGGCCUCUCACGGGAGCUGGUCACAGAGGUGUGGCACCAGCAGGCCGUGUGCAGGCUCCUGCAGUUGAUUGAGCUCCCGCUGCUGGAGAACUUGCUGGGGUGCAAGUGCGCCUCGCGGUCUUCAUUGCUCACGGUAGACAGCGACUCAGACUUGUUGCUGUCAGCAGGCUACUUGGACAGAGAAGUGCUCAAGGCCUUCAGUGAGGCACAGGCAGAUGAAUGGAUGUCUGGUGCCGUAGACUGUCUGGACUUCCUCCCCGAUAAUCAAGUGGUGGAGGUCAGCAAAGGUCUGGCGGGCUGCGCCAAUGACCUAUUCGAAUGUAAGAGGCUGCUCUACGAAGUCCUGGCGAAUCAUUACGCUCGAGUCAAGCAGCCGCCACUCCUCAGCAACCACUUGUUCGACAUCUACUCGGGCAUUUCGGAGCUUCUCGUAAACGGUAAACUGGAGCAAGCUCUGGAGGCACUGCAGCUCAGCCUGAAGCUGCAGGACUCUCGAUGCAGGGAGGAGCUGCGGCGGCUGCUCAGGUUCAUGGCCAUUGCCGCUAACGCACAGGACAUCAAACUCCACAAAGAGAUCGAGAACCGAAUGGCAGUGAAGAGGUCAUUCUCCAGCGCCAUCGUGUACAGCCGAAGACUCUCCAAAGGCAAAGUGGACCUGAUGGUUCUUUUUAUGAUGGACAACCAUUGCGAUCUAUUCAAUGUUCCUGUUUCACUACACAAGAUGGUCAGCGACAGAUUGAAGAAUAUCGUUCGAGGGAAGGAUGCAGAUAUGAUAACAGGGUCGACGUAUUGCACAAGACAGAGCGCAAAGGCUUAUUCGGAAAACAGAGAAACGCACACUAAAGAGGAAUUGCGGUCGUUACUACGGACAAUCCACGAGAACCCCAACAUGCCCAACAAGGAAAAGAGACAUCUGCUGGCCCAGUUCUACAAAGGCCACCCGGACAUUUUUGUGCAAUAUUUUGGCAAUAAGUUAUCAAGCAUGAACAUGUUGCUACAGUAAAACUUUGUAUGUAAUUUAAUGCCACGGGGUGGUUGUAAAUGUGAACAUAUGUGGCCGUUGUGUAAAUAGUGACUGUGAAUGUGGAUUUGCAAGGAGUAAAGCUGUGAUUUAUAUGCACAUACCAUAAUUUCCGGACGAUUGAGUGAACCAAGGUUAUUAUAGUAAAAGAAACUGCAAGAACUAAAAGUAAAAUUGAAUAACAAUUUUCCGGAAUGAAAUAAAACAAAAAUGCU